This is a messenger RNA of Impatiens glandulifera, 1623 nucleotides long. Its product is annotated as zinc finger protein GAI-ASSOCIATED FACTOR 1-like. NCBI's taxonomy places the organism in Eukaryota, Viridiplantae, Streptophyta, Magnoliopsida, Ericales, Balsaminaceae. Gene Ontology annotation, molecular function: DNA-binding transcription factor activity. The record is from RefSeq and is a predicted model, not a curated record. Gene Ontology annotation, cellular component: nucleus. Bases 1 to 1623 code for a protein of 540 amino acids. The transcript has 2 exons.
AUGUCAAAUAACAUCUCAGGUGAAGAUGGCAGCUUCUCUUCAGCUAACUCAGCUGAUCAAGAAGUUGAAAAACAUCAGAAGCAACAGCAACAACAACAACAAGAAGAGCUUCAAACUUCGAAAACUGCAGCUAAGAAGAAAAGAAACCUUCCAGGAACUCCUGGUAAGUUGAUCAUUAUUUUGUUUCUAAUGCAGAAUAUGAAAACAGAAUCAAGUUUACAGCUUUUGGAUCCAACAGCUGAGGUAGUGGCGCUAUCACCAACAACUCUAAUGGCAACAAACCGUUUUGUGUGUGAAAUAUGCAACAAGGGUUUUCAGAGAGACCAAAACUUGCAACUCCAUAGAAGAGGACAUAAUUUGCCAUGGAAACUAAGGCAAAGGACAAGUACAGAAGUGAAGAAACGUGUAUACAUAUGUCCAGAAGUAACUUGUGUGCAUCAUAACCCAGCUAGGGCACUUGGGGAUUUGACCGGUAUCAAGAAGCAUUUCAGUAGAAAACAUGGUGAGAAGAAAUGGAAAUGUGAUAAGUGUUCUAAGAAGUAUGCUGUUCAAUCUGAUUGGAAAGCCCAUCAAAAGACUUGUGGCACAAGAGAGUAUAAGUGUGACUGUGGAACCAUCUUCUCCAGGUUCCAUGUCAGAUUUUUCAUUUUAUCCCCAAAACUAGUUAAUUUUUUUUUUUUAUCUCUAAUCCCAUGUCAUUUGUGCAGGAGAGACAGCUUCAUCACCCAUAGGGCAUUCUGUGAUGCAUUAACAGAAGAAAACAAUAAAAUAGUGAACAAUCAUGGAGGUCUUCUAAUGCCAAACAUUCCAGAUCUCAAACCCUUCAAUUCCAUUUCCAAUCCAUUAAUGAUGGGUAUUUCAGAAUUCAACAGUUUUGAUCCCAAAAACCCACUAAAAUCCCUCCCUCAAGAUCUAAUGCCUGUCCCAUUUGGGAACAUGUCGGCUGGUAUGUUGUCAACCGGAUCCGGUUCUCUUUUCGGCGGCGGUCCAAGAAGCCUUCACAAUACUUCAUCUUCUAACGGCCUCCAGUUGAGCUCCAACAGCUAUCUCCACCACGAAAGCGGCGAGAUUUCCGGUUCAGUCCCAAUGUCUGCAACGGCUCUUUUGCAGAAAGCAGCUCAAAUGGGAGCAACCGUUAGCAAUACUAGUAUUAGCUCUCCCAUGAUGCAAAAAAGCUUUGUAACUGGCAUGGCAGGCCCAUCUAAUUAUGGCCCAAUUCAACAUCAGCCCAAUAACGGCCCAUAUGAACAGUUAAUGGGGAUUAAUGAUGGUGUAGGAUUGACUAAUGAGAUGAUGGGAGGAAUGUUUGAACAUGGACAAGUGUUCAUGAGGAACUUGGAGCAAGAGGAUAGUAGUGGUUCGAAUAGUAUAAUGCAACAUGGAAAGGCUACAAUGGGUAUAGGCCCAAUGGGCCCAACAAGGUUCGGAGUGAAUAAUAAUAUUAUUGGCGAUAGGAACGACAUGACGAUGGUUGAUUUCUUGGGAAUCGGAGGAGGGUCGUCGUCGUCGCGAGCACCGCCUAAUCUAAACGAACAAGGAUUGGAAUUCGAGGCGAUGAGCCACCAAGAGAUGAACCAUUUUGAUGAUCAUCAAUCCAUGGAAAAGCCUAUAUGGGAUGCUUGA